Molecule: messenger RNA, 2501 nt
Organism: Octodon degus (degu)
Lineage: Eukaryota; Metazoa; Chordata; Mammalia; Rodentia; Octodontidae
Gene: Poli
Product: DNA polymerase iota
Exons: 10
Coding region: 308-2266 (652 amino acids)
Biological process (GO): translesion synthesis
Molecular function (GO): damaged DNA binding; DNA-directed DNA polymerase activity
Source: RefSeq, a predicted model, not a curated record
GGGUCUGUCAAUUUAAUGUUGAUUAAUAAAUAGUCUUAUAUUCUAAGUUGUGUUCCAGGCCAUGGGGAUUUAACACUAAAACAAUCUGCUUUCAUGUGGGAACUAAGUAUGUAUUUCACUUACCCACAGGUUGAUUUUUUUUUCGUAAUUUGUAUUUCAGGUUUUUGUGGUGGGGGGGCAGACCAUUGAGAAUAACUUUCUUUGGGAAUCAACGUUUCAACUUCCCGGUCAAGCAGUGUCAACAGGAAGCAUUUCAUCCCGGGUCAUAGUACAUGUGGAUCUAGAUUGCUUCUAUGCACAAGUAGAAAUGAUCUCAAAUCCGGAAUUAAAGAACAAACCCUUAGGUGUUCAACAGAAAUCUUUCGUGAUUACUUGCAAUUAUGAAGCUAGAAAACUUGGAGUUAAGAAAUGUAUGAAAGUGAGAGAUGCAAAAGAAAAAUGUCCACAGUUGGUCUUAAUUAAUGGAGAAGACCUGACUCGUUAUAGAGAAAUGUCCUAUAAGGUUACAGAAUUGUUGGGAGAGUUUACUCCACUUGUUGAGAGGCUCGGAUUUGAUGAAAAUUUUGUGGAUCUAACAGAAAUGGUUGAGAAGCGACUCCAGCAGCUGCAAAGCGAUGAACUGGCUGCUGUGACCGUGUCAGGCCAUGUAUAUAGCAAUAAGUCUGUAAACCUGAAUGAUACCUCACACGUCAGACUACUUAUUGGAUCCCAGAUUGCGGCAGAGAUGCGGGAAGCCAUGUAUAAUCAGUUGGGACUCACUGGCUGUGCUGGGAUCGCUCCUAAUAAGCUAUUGGCGAAAUUAGUUUCUGGUGUCUUUAAACCAAAUCAGCAAACAGUCUUACUACCUGAAAGUUGUCAAGAUCUCAUUCUUGGUUUGAACCACAUAAAGGAAAUACCUGGUAUUGGCUAUAAAACAGCCAGAUGUCUUGAAGCACUGGGAAUCCGUAGUGUGCCCGAUCUACAAACGUUUUCAUCCAAAAUAUUAGAAAACAAAUUAGGAAUUUCAGUUGCUCAGCAUAUACAGAAGCUCAGUUUUGGAGAGGAUAAUUCUUCUGUGAUACCCUCAGGACCACCUCAGUCUUUUAGUGAAGAAGACUCAUUCAAAAACUGCUCAUCAGAAGUCGAAGCUAAAAAGAAGAUUGAAGAACUACUUGCUAUUCUUUUGAAUAGGGUGUGCCAAGAUGGAAGGAAGCCCCACACAGUAAGAUUAGCAAUCCGUCGGUCUUCAUCCAAGUACUAUAGCCGAGAGAGUCGGCAGUGUCCUAUUCCAGCCCAUGUAAUUCAGAAGUUGGGGACAGGAAAUUGUGAUGUGAUGACCCCAUUGGUUACUGUACUAAUGAAACUUUUUCGAAAUAUGGUAAAUGUGAAGAUGCCGUUUCACCUUACCCUUCUAAGUGUGUGUUUCUGCAACCUCAAAGCACUAAAUAUUGUUAAAAAAGGACCUAUGGAUUGUUACUUAACUCCGUCAUUAUCAACAACAUUGCACUCUGGCAAGCGCAGUUUUGAAAUGAAAGACAUGGAAGACUUUUCCAAAGUCAAAGACGCACACUGUGAUGUUCUAACAGUUGGAAGAAUUGAAAGUAUAAGAACAGGGGUAUCUUCACGAGAUAGUCUGAAGUUUUCAAGAGAAAAAAAUAUUAAUGAAGUCCUACACUACUCACUUCCAGAGGAUGUUGACAAAGAAGUCUUUAAGCAGCUUCCAGCAGAUAUUCAAGAAGAAAUCCUUUCUGAAAAAUCUAAAGGGAAAUGUCAAGUGAAUGAAAAGUUGAGUGGUCCACUGCGUGCUUCCCGAGGAAUAUUAUCUUUCUUUACAAAACAAAGUCAGGGUAAUCCCUUAAAUCCUAGAGAUAAUUCAUCUAAUUGUAAACAGGUGUCUUCUGUGUCACCCUGUGAAGCAGGAACAUCAGGGUCAAAUAGCAGUAGUUCUUACCUGGCUAGCCCAACAGCUUACUCACAUUAUAUAGAUAAUGGAUUAAGAAAGAGUCAGGGACCUAAAGAAUCUCAAGGGCUCUAUUUUUCCAGUGCAAACUCUGCUUUUCAUUCAUUUUCUCAUUUUCAGAGUGAGCAACUUUUCUCCAAAACCCCCCCUACAGAUAGCCAUAAAGAAAUACCAACAGCCCCUCAUCAAGGACUCACAGAAAGUAGAGAACAGGAUUCUGCUGAGGAGAAAACUAGUUUCCCACCUGACAUCGAUCCUCAAGUUUUCUAUGAACUACCAGAAGAGGUACAAAAAGAACUGCUGGCUGAGUGGAAGACAACUGGCUGAGACUGCCAUAUUGUACAUACAUAAGCAUGUUCAGAAGAAUGUCUAAAAGCCAGGAAAGUGUCACUGAUCUCAGAUUAAACUCUUCUAAAUUAAACACUAAUAUUCAAUAAUACAGAAAUCCAAUGUGACAUGAAGCCAGAUGGCUCCAAGAAGUAAAUUCCAGUGCAGAGCAUAAGAGAGAGAAGCAGUAAUGUAAAGUAUCAUCUUUCUCUGAUUUUACAGGUCCUCCCCCCAG